Malus domestica (apple) is the source of this 4726-nucleotide messenger RNA. The record is from RefSeq and is a predicted model, not a curated record. NCBI's taxonomy places the organism in Eukaryota, Viridiplantae, Streptophyta, Magnoliopsida, Rosales, Rosaceae.
CAUGGCACAAGACAAUCGUACAAUCAAGGAGCUCUCGGCUUCGGGAUUGGACAAUGCCGCACCUCUAUGUAUUCAAUAUCCGGCGGCUGCUCAAGGAAAGACCGAGGAAUUCGAGCUAAAGUCAAGUUUGUUACACCAUAUUCCGAAGUACCAUGGGUUGUCCAUGGAGGAUCCUAACAAGCACUUGAAAGAAUUCGAGGUGGUAUGUUCAAGCAUGACUCCAAUCAAUGUCGACGGGAGUAUAUUGAAGAUGAAGGCCUUUCCCUUUUCUCUCCUGGAAAAGGCGAAAGAUUGGUUAUAUGAAUUAGCUCCCGGAACGGUCACAUCUUGGGAGAGCAUGAAAAGAACUUUCUUGGAGAAGUUUUUCCCAACUUCUCGAGUCAUCCUCCUACGAAAAAGGAUAAGUGGAAUUCAACAAGAAGAAGGUGAGUCUUUUCCUACAUAUUACGCGUUUAAAUCACUUGUUGCUUCUUGUCCACAGCAUCAAAUGAAGGAGGAGCUUCUUCUACAAUACUUCUACGAGGGACUUCUACCAAUCGAACGACAAAUGCUAGAUGCCUCGGCAGGAGGAGCCUUGGUGGACAAGACCCCUACGGCAACAAAGACAUUGAUUGCCAAUCGAGCAUUAAACGCUCAACAAUACGAAGGUGUUGGACAAAGAGGCACCCCACGGCAACACCAAGUGAAUGAGGUAAGUGCCAUAACCGAACUUCAAAAUCAAAUGGCUAACCUUACUACUUUGCUUUCUCAGGUUGUGGAAGGGCCAAAAGUUCAAAAUGUAAGUGCGUGUGGCGUAUGCUCCAUGCAAGGACACCCUACGGACAAAUGCCCACAAUUGAUCGAGAACGGAGGGUGGGAGACCCUCAAUGCCGUGGGCUUUGGGCAACAAUACCAACAAAGGAAUGAUCCCUUUUCUAACACCUACAAUCCCGGUUGGCGUGAUCAUCCAAAUUUCAAAUGGCGAGAACCCCAACAAGGCCAACAACAAAGCACGUUUAGGCAACAACCCCCGGGUUUCUAUCAAAAACCGUUUGCACCAAAUCAAACCCAAGCACAACCCGCCCAAAAAUCAGGUUCUUCUAUUGAUAAUGAUCAAAUUUUUAAUUUACUAACUUCUAUGGCGCAGGGCAUGCAGACUAGGGACAAGAAGGUGGACGAGUUAGAGAAGCAAGUGGGGCAAAUUACCGAGUUUAUGGGACAGUUUCGAGACCAAGGAAGACUCCCUAGUUCAACCAUUGCAAAUCCAAAAGGGGGAUUCGAAACCGCCAAAGCAAUUACAUUAAGGAGUGGCAAACCAGUUGGAACCGAACCCCAAGCAUCCAAUUCAAGUCAAAAAGAGGAUGAAAAGCUAUCUUCUAUUCCAUUAAACGUGCCUUUUCCUAGCAGGUUGAAGCAAUCCAAGAAGGAGGAGACCGAAAAAGACAUUUUAGAGACAUUUCGGAAAGUGCAAGUCAAUAUACCUCUUCUUGACGCAAUUAAGCUAGUACCUAGGUAUGCCAAGUUUUUGAAGGAAUUAUGCACAACAAGACGGAGAAUUUCGAACAAAGAGGUGGUCCAGGUAAGUGAGAAUGUUUCCGCUGUUUUGCAAAGAAAACUACCUCCUAAAUGCAAAGAUCCAGGUAGUUUUACAAUUCCAUGUGUUAUAGGCAAUACUAAAUUUGAACAUGCUAUGUUAGAUCUAGGAGCUUCAAUUAACGUCAUGCCAUACUCAAUAUAUGCAUCCAUGAACUUAGGAGAGCUUAAAAACGAUGGUGUUAUAAUUCAAUUAGCCGAUCGUUCUAAUGCAUAUCCGGAAGGAGUUUUGGAAGAUGUGUUGGUGCAGGUGGAUAACUUGAUAUUUCCAGCAGAUUUCUAUGUCUUAGAGAUGGAGGACUCACCAAAUGUCACCCCAUUGCCGAUUCUACUUGGGAGGCCCUUCAUGAAAACAGCACGCACCAAGAUCGAUGUGUUCAAAGGGACGUUGACAAUGGAAUUUGAUGGGGAGAUUAUUAACUUUAACAUUUCUGAAGCUAUGAAAUUUCCUAAAGAUGAUCAUUCUUGUUUUUCUAUUGAUAUAUUGGAUGAAUUGGCGCAGGAUUAUCUUGAUAUGUUGGAAGACGAUCCCCUUGAAACGACGAUAGCACAAGGACUUGGCAUAAAGCCCAAUCUGGCCGUACCUAAGGAGGAGCAUGCCGAGCUUGUGGCUGCCUUGGAAUCAUUGCCCCAACAUCGUGGUAAGCCUUCUAACCCAAUUCCAAUUCCCGUUUCCACUAAUACGUUGUUACCUUCUGUGAUUCAGGCCUCCGUUCUUGAGCUUAAACCGUUGCCGGAUCAUUUAAAGUAUGUAUUCUUGGGAGAUGAAGAGACGUUGCCCGUCAUUGUCUCUUCAUCACUCACGGCAUUAGAGGAAGAAAAGUUGAUUCGGGUGUUGAAAGAGCACAAAACAGCCAUUGGAUGGACAUUGGCCGAUAUUAAGGGAAUUAGCCCUACAACAUGCAUGCAUCGCAUAUUUCUAGAGGAGGGGGCUAAACCAACUCGAGAGGCUCAACGCCGGCUCAACCCUCCGAUGAUGGAAGUCGUGAAAAAGGAGAUUAUAAAGCUUCUCGAUUGUGGAGUGAUUUAUCCAAUUUCGGAUAGCCGUUGGGUCUCACCGGUUCAAGUUGUCCCGAAGAAGUCCGGAGUUACUGUGGUGAAGAAUGCCGAGGAUGAGCUUGUGCCAACCCGGCAUAUUGUUUCUGAAAGGGGAAUUGAAGUUGAUAAAUCAAAAAUAGAUCUUGUACGCUACUUACCCUCUCCAACUUCGGUUAGAGAGGUUCGUUCUUUUUUGGGCCAUGCAGGAUUCUAUAGGCGAUUCAUCAAGGAUUUUUCGAAGAUUUCCACACCCCUAUGCCGACUUCUCCAAAAGGAUGUGACCUUCGAUUUCAACGAGGAGUGUGAAAAGGCAUUCAAGCACCUCAAAGAGAUGCUAACUUCGGCCCCCAUCAUUCGGCCACCAGAUUGGAGCAUUCCCUUCGAGCUUAUGUGCGAUGCAUCUGAUUAUGCUCUAGGCGCUGUUUUGGGACAAAGGAAGGACAAACAGCCACACGUCAUCUAUUAUGCCUCUCGGACCUUGAACGAUGCUCAGUUGAACUAUUCCACAACGGAAAAAGAACUUCUCGCCGUUGUUUUUGCUUUAGAUAAGUUUCGUUCGUAUUUACUUGGUACUAAAGUCAUAAUUUACACUGAUCAUGCAGCGUUGAAGUACUUGCUCACAAAGAAGGAGGCUAAACCAAGGCUUAUUCGAUGGAUGCUUCUUCUCCAAGAGUUCGAUAUCGAAAUCCGAGACAAGAAAGGAAGUGAGAACGUUGUGGCUGACCACUUGAGCCGUUUGGUGCAUGAAGAAGAGGUUGUGCCGAUCCCAGAGACAUUCCCGGACGAGCAAUUGAUGUCCAUUGAGGUUAGUAUGCCAUGGUAUGCGGAUUUAGUUAAUUAUUUAGCAUCUAAAGUCAUCCCAAGUGAGUUCAAUAAAAACCAACGUGAUAAACUUAAGUAUGAUGCACGAAAUUAUGUGUGGGAUGAUCCGUAUUUAUGGAAAUAUUGCUCUGAUCAAAUCAUUCGUAGGUGUGUGCAUGAUUCUGAAUUUCAAUCUAUUUUAAACUUUUGUCACACUUAUGCAUGCGGAGGUCACUUUGGCACUCAAAGGACUGCACGUAAAGUACUUGAAUGUGGUUUUUAUUGGCCUACUAUCUUUAAGGAUGCUAGAACUUUUUGCAUGGCAUGUGAUCGUUGUCAACGAACUGGAAGUAUAGGACCAAAAGACCAAAUGCCGCAAAGUCCCAUCUUUAAUGUUGAAAUUUUUGAUGUGUGGGGCAUAGAUUUCAUGGGUCCCUUUCCUUCAUCUCAUGGUUUUGUUUAUAUUCUACUUGCGGUUGAUUAUGUUUCAAAAUGGGUGGAAGCAAGAGCCACCCGUACUAAUGAUUCUAAAGUGGUUGCAGAUUUUGUUAAGACUAACAUUUUUGCAAGGUUUGGAAUGCCGCGGGUACUUAUAAGUGAUGGGGGCUCUCAUUUCUGCAAUCGCACCAUUGAAGCGCUACUCAAGAAAUAUAGUGUCACGCAUAAGGUGGCAACACCUUAUCAUCCUCAAACAAGUGGACAAGCGGAGGUGUCCAAUAGAGAAAUCAAGCAGAUUUUGGAGAAGACUGUAGGGCCAAACCGGAAAGAUUGGAGCUUGCGCUUGAAUGAUGCAUUAUGGGCGUAUCGUACGGCCUACAAAACACCAAUUGGAAUGUCCCCAUUUCGGCUCAUUUAUGGGAAACCAUGCCAUCUUCCGGUUGAAUUGGAACACAAAGCACAUUGGGCCAUCAAAACCUUUAAUAUGGACAUUGAUGCCGCAGGUCUUCAUAGGAAACUUCAAUUGAACGAGCUUGAGGAAGUUAGGAAUGAAGCUUACGAGAACUCUCGUAUUUACAAGGAGAAAACGAAGGCAUUCCAUGACCGGAUGAUUCGGAGCAAGACGUUCUCUAUCGGGCAGAAAGUGCUACUUUUCAAUUCUCGCCUUCGGUUAUUCCCAGGUAAGUUGCGUUCUAAGUGGAUUGGACCUUUUAUUGUUACUAAUGUUUUUCCGCAUGGUGCAGUUCAAAUUCAAAGUCUGAAGACGCAACAAGAGUUCAAAGUCAAUGGACAUCGUUUGAAGCCAUAUUUCACACCUUUUGAGGAGGAAACCGUGGAGGAAGUCAAUCUCCAACCCGUGGGCCCUAUUCCAGCUUGA